Molecule: messenger RNA, 1215 nt
Organism: Aureobasidium vineae
Lineage: Eukaryota; Fungi; Ascomycota; Dothideomycetes; Dothideales; Saccotheciaceae
Source: the annotation of a GenBank genome assembly
AUGCCGGUGCCGCUGAUCCAAAAGGCGAUUCUGGACGGCCUGGAGACGGUGCCCAACUCGGCUGUGUUGCUUAAGCUCCUGCCUGUCGUGCUGGUUCUGUACCUGAUCAGAAGAUGGUUCCAAGGAGCGACCAACACGUCCGAGAGGACCAUGCACGGAAAGGUCGUCAUGGUCACCGGCGGAACAUCUGGUAUAGGCGCUGAAGUCGCACGCGAUCUGGCCACACGAGGAGCCCAGUUGGUCCUACUCACCCAACACGCCCUGGAUGACUUUUUCCUCGUCGAGUACAUUGAGGAACUGCGCGACCGCUCCAACAACGAACUCAUCACCGCCGCUCAAGUCGACCUCACCUCGCUACACUCGAUCCGCCAGUUCGCCACCAAAUGGGUCGACAAUGCCCCUCCGAGACGCCUCGACAUGAUCAUCCUCUGCGCAAACACCUUGACCCCCAAGGGCGGAAAGAUUCAGAAGACUGGCGACGAUGUCGAGAUCAACUGGGGCCUGAACUACCUCGCAAACUUUCACCUCCUCAGCAUCUUAUCUCCGGCCAUCCGCGCCCAGCCGCCAGACCGCGACGUCCGCAUCAUCAUGGCCACCUGUAGUGCCUACAUCGGCGGCACUCUCCCAGUUACCGGAGUCAAGGAAGCCAAGAUCAGACAAAAGGAGAGAGCCGAGAGAUUCGACCCAUACUCGGCUUAUGCAUCGUCCAAGCUCGCCCUCAUGAGCUUCGCCCAGUCCUUUCAGAAACAUCUCUCUGCUUACGCUCGGCCCGACAAGAAUCCCAUGAACGCCAGAGUCAUCCUCGUCGAUCCUGGUCAGACACGCACCCCUGGAAUGCGCCGCUACCUCACCUGGGGCUCCAUUACCGGUCUCGUCCUCUACCUCCUCACAUACCCUCUCUGGUAUAUCAUCCUCAAGUCCNCCUCGCAGGGUGCCCAAUCCUUCCUCUAUGCCGCCAUGGAAGCCCAGUGGGGCAGAGGAAACGGCGGCUGGUUGAUCAAAGAAUGUCGCGAGAUUGCUCCCGUCAGAAGAGACAUGCAGGACGAAGAGCUACAGAAACAGCUUUGGGAAUAUUCAGAGAACAUGAUUCAAGAGGCUGAGAAGAGGGGAGCAAAGAAGAGAGCAGAAGCAAAGACUGGAGAGAAGAUCAAGCCUGCAGAGCCCAAGAAGCCUGAAGAGAAGAAGCUGGGCAGUAGAAGGACAAAGAAGGCUUGA